Rhodofomes roseus is the source of this 2009-nucleotide messenger RNA. RefSeq lists its product as uncharacterized. The coding region runs from base 150 to 1601 and encodes 483 amino acids. The transcript is spliced from 7 exons. NCBI's taxonomy places the organism in Eukaryota, Fungi, Basidiomycota, Agaricomycetes, Polyporales, Fomitopsidaceae. The record is from RefSeq and is a predicted model, not a curated record.
CGUCUUGAACCGUUUUCGCCAUCUCCGCGCUCGACCCGCGGUGCUGCUGAGUUUUUCUGUACUUCGGUUGCCCAACACAGUUACUAUGGUGCCGCCCGAAGGUUGAUCUGCGGUCUGGAAUCUCGACGUCGCUUAUGUGGUGAACAACGAUGUUCACAUCAACUCGGGCCAUCACGUUCCCAAAAGUACUCGCGACAAUAGCGUUGACACUGGCAGAGUCGCUCAAAAAUCAGAACGUUUGUCUUCAAGCUCUGGGAACGCCUUCCAAGGUUACCACGGGUGCUGAUAAUGCUCAGUGUCCCGUUAUUCCCUGGCGACGUAAAGGGUCGAAGCUGUCUGGUAGAGCAAACCGCCCCGGCCUUCCUACUCGAAUCCUCUUCGGACUACUCAAAUCCUCCUCAGACUACUCGAAUCCUCCUCAGAUGAGUUCUUGUUUGCUCUGUCUCUCACGGGAGCAGUCACCACAUCACACCGACCAGUGCGAGGUGGUGUAUGACGCCUCUGAGCCUGCAAUUGCGGGCGACAUCUAUGGCGGCGAACAGUCCGUCAAUACACCGAUAUCUCUCAUACUAGCGCAAACUCUCGACUAUCUGGGGCGCUCACGUACGCAUUUGAGGCUCGAUGGUUCUCUUCGGAGCGGUCUCACCGGGCAAAGCAUCGAGCGGUCCACGUUGUCUUCCAUGUGCAGUAACCUGCGAGGGAAGUAUCGACCCUGUAUCAUCGACGAUACAGUGGCAGAGGGCAGGACUAACGUGGCCAUCUAUCUGAUGGCGACGUAUGGCAGCAAGCCUCUCGAGACAAUGCCCGACAUUCACCGCCAUUUUUCCCUUGCCGUCUACCCAAACCAGGGAGGAGCGGAGCAUGUCCAUACCACGCCGGAGUGGAAAGGAAAGCGGAUGCAAUGGAUCAUCGCUUUCAAAUAUGACGUCCCCGCACACGUCCUUCGUCAACGGUGGUUCAAUCGAUGGCGAAAUGUGCAGGACAACCGGAUGAUCGGAUCGAAUCAUCGUUUCGGACCGGAGGUAAUGGGAUACCUUGACGCACAAUCUACCAAGAAGAUGAACAGGUGGCAGAGAAAAUGCUUCAAGGACCCGAGCUUGAUUGACAAGAUGGUCGACGCUUGCCUGUCGAACCCGAGCAGGUUGUCUUGUCGUGGAUCACACAAUUCUGCAGGAAGGACGAAUUGGCGGUGUGGCUCCACUGUGUCUUCAAACACAAGUGACACGUCCAUGCGCAGCUCUCGCACGACUCACAGCACCUAUAGCACGGCUUCUUACGACAGCGUUCACCCAAAACACUCUGGGAGGAAGUCGAAGGUGCUAUCUCUUCGCGGUGUUGAUGGCCGCUCUAUGAAGAUCAGUGAGGCUCCAUCCUUGGCUUCGAUUCAUGAGACUGUACCUGUGCAACUUCCCGAGCAUCCCACGACACAGAUUGGUAGCAGCCACCCAAGCGUGCGCUAUACGCCUCCGAGUGUGUCAUUCAACAAGCCGCAGCGCGAGGUUGUACGCAAACCUAGUACUAGUCAACUGGUUGCCGACGGUAUCAGGAGGUUCACUAGCAUCAGACGGAUUCCUUUGCGCAGAUCGAGCCGCGAGUCAUGAUGCAGUCGCGAGCAGCGCAGCCACGCAGUAUUCAAUCGCAUGCUGUCCUGCUGCGUAUAGCCCAUUCCCGACCAAUCAUGAUGCAGGCACAUGGACUUGACAGAAUUUUCCCGAUCCAUAUUAUUCAUUCACUUCCAUAUCCUUUGCUAUCGCCCGAGAACUCAGGCCUCAGGAUCCAGCUUCCCGUCCAUCGCACCUCGCUCGCUUCUUACCACUCCGUAAGCUAUCCGCGUCUGGUCAAUUGUACGUUCUAUGCCUUUAUACCCAUCUACGAAUAUCGUGUACUUUCCCCUCUCCCGCUCGGACCAGAUGCUUUGCGGUCAUCUAGUUAUACAGUAUUAUGAAUCCUUCUCCUUGCCAGUGGGAAUGGACACCGAAGAGAAGGAUCUGAUACGUCCAAUCCACCAG